CAAGGAAAUGCACGCGAGUCACUGACAUCACAUCAAUCAGCACCACAUGAUUGCAUGCAUCGACCACCAGACCUCCGCGGCCUGUCGCAUCCCUCACCCAGAAUGGUCACGUCACUCUGCCCCCCUGGUUGACCUGUCUGAUGCUCAAAUUGAUACGUGUUUUGGCCAGCAGGUCCAUCAGGAGGACCACCGUCUCGCAGUUGAGCUGCAGCAGCGACCUCAUGCUCGAACAGGCGAACUUGACAAGGUCGGUGCCGCCACCAGGAACUGAUGAAUUGGACACACAGACGCACAGACAGGCACAAACACACAGACACAGACACAUACAGGUCUCUCUGGGUGUCCCUUUUUCUCUCCGUGGGGCUGCCUACCCUCCAAUGAGUACGACAACUACUUCAUUGAUCUGUGGGAAUCCCUCUCUAUGCUCCCCUAUGUCGAUGGCCCCGCUGCCCACCUCCCGAAUAUCACUCACGGCCACCACGUCGGGCUCCCGCUCACACCCGAUCGCAGUGAUGGCCUCCGCUGCCCGCUCCUCGGUCGUGUUAUCUAUAUAGAGCUCCCGCAAGUUGGGCAUCUUGCUGGCAAGCUGGGUGCCGGCCGCCAAUGCCGUGUGCUUGUCGAGAACCAGCUGCGACGGUUGCGGCAUCAGCUGGAUCCGGUCGAUGAUGGCGAGGUCAGGGUGGGCGGGGGCGGGGGCGGCCUGUGCAGGCUGGUCGACACCGAACACAUGCACACUCGUGGCCUUGUUGAAUGCGAGGUCUCUGGCCAUGUCGAGCAUCGCAGGUGUGGGCGGGGUGGCGAGGUCGGCCGACCUGGUGUCCACUGUCACCUGUCUCGCCUGGUCUGCCAGCUGGCGCAUGAGGGUCUCGAGGACGGGGGAGGGUGCAGAAGGGAAGAGGGGGCUGUGCAGGAGGCUCAGGUCCAGGUGAAACCGCGGAGCCGCACUGGUGAAGCUGAUGGGGGCGUCCCCGAUGCACACCGCGAUGACGAAUGUCUGCAGGGCCUCGGCAAACUGGAAAAGCCUUGGGACCACAACCGUCUCGUCGACGAACUUGACCUUCAGCGACUUGAGGGACCGACGACAGCCUCGUGCCUCGAGAACCGACCCCAGCUCCUGAGGAAGGAAAUGACAUAGGUCAGUGUCAUUGCAGCUGUUGUCCGUUGUGUGUCUGUCUGCCUGCUGACCUGCAAUCGGGUACACCAUACCGUGAACCCCUGUUGAUCCAGCAUCAGGUAGCUGGACACCUCCAUCGGCCCGAUAUCCUCCAAGUUCGCCAGCGGCCCCGGCUGUCCCUCCUCUGCAGCAACGGGCACCUGCUUCAGCACCUCGGCCUUCUGGUCGACCGUCGAGGGCACGUCGAACACCCUCGACUGAUGGAUCAAACGAAACGAUGUGCCGGUCGUGCCAGCCAUCUGCACACACCACACGUCCACAGCAGAUGAAUGAAUGAGUGAAGGCGCUCAGCUGGCGGGUGAGUUCAGUGACACCUGAUACGUUCGUUCUCAACGGUGCGAUGAAGCUAUUUCUCGAGAGGUAGAAACAUCAGCGGCCCUCUCCAGAACAACCAGCCCGACUGGCCGCUCGGGUGCUGAAUGACUAGCACAUAGGCGGCGGGCGGGGUGGAAAGCGGAGUUUGUGAGCCGCUUGCCGAGCGAGAGUGAGUCACAGCCUCUUCAUCGCAGCCUGCAGCACACGCAACCAGGCAGACAAUCCAUCACCGCGGCAUCAUCGCCUCCUCUCUCUCAUCGCACCUUAUCGAGAGAGGCGGAAGAGAACACACGCUUUAUCGUUCAUUCUUUCAUUCCUUCGUUAGAUGGAUCCGCAUACGGAAAGCGUAUGAUCCGCAUAGGAGGUUUGUCCCC
Molecule: messenger RNA, 1863 nt
Organism: Vitrella brassicaformis
Lineage: Eukaryota; Vitrellaceae
Source: the annotation of a GenBank genome assembly